AUGUAUCUAGAGGCUGCGACCCGCAUCCACACUUCCACAAUGGAGGAGAUCCUCCAUCGCAUCCGUACCCUCCCUGAUCUCCGAGCUAAGGUUGACGAGUGGGUUCAACGCCUGGAGACUGCUUCGCUUCUCUCUCGACCCGAAGCGUUGACGAAACAUCUUCACAACGUGACAAAUUCCUCCGCCUCCCGUACGCUCCAAAGGUUGUACGCACGUACAGUGUCAGGAGUCGGAGGGCCUGACCCUUGGCUGGCCUCGCGACCGGAAGACCUCUCUAAUACACGCGUGGUGCUCCUCCCGUCCUUCUUCUGGUCAUCGUUCCUGACGAGUUUCCUUGCCUGCAACCACGUCGAGCUCGCGGAACGGCUUUGGGAUGACAUGCUGCGCUUCGGCGUGGUGCCGGACGUUGUUGCCUGGAAUGCGCUGCUGGAUGGGUACGCGAAGCUGCGGAUGGUCGACUCAGUCCUGAAGACUUGGGACGUGAUGGCCUCGCAGAAGGUGCGGCCGGACGCAUUGAGCUACCGUGCUGUCAUCGAGGUACUCUUCUUGGCGGGUCGAUACAAGGACGCUCUCACGCGUUUCGACGCGUUUCAGAAGGACCUUCCCAACUUUCGCGUUCCCCAUGACCAUUCCACCGUUCUAGCCGUCUACAACACCGUCUUGUAUCAGCUGCUUUUCGUAUCUCGGGAGCCUCAGGCCAAGGCUAUCCUGGACCAGAUGGAGAGCAAGGGCCCCAAACCAGACGUCGUCACUCUGAACACCUUCAUACGGCAUUACGGGCGAAAGGGGGACCUCAAGGCCGUUGCGCAGAUCUUGCGGAAAUUUCAGCCUGCCGAGCUGAAGCCCGACAUCUACACGUUCUCCACCCUGCUUUCAGCCAUGCUCAAAAUCCGGCCAGACGCGGACCGGAUUGUGAUCAACCUCAUGAAGAAGUACGGUGUCUCGCCCGACACGACGUCAUUGACGGCCAUCAUGGACCGGCAGCUCCGUGAAGCGACCCCCGAGAAUUUCAAGAUCGCCAUGGACCUGCUUGGGAAGAUGGAACGUAACGAGUACGAAAACGCCGAGCCGAACGCGAUCACAUACACUUCCGUGCUCACUGCUAUCAACCGGGGCGAUUGGCUCGACCGAAAAGUCGUCGAGGAGCAUAACAGGCGGAUAUGGGAGACGAUGAUGAGCAGAGGUGUCCGCCCGAGUCGGACUACGUACAACGUGCUACUCAAAGCAUCGCUCAACGGACAGAAGCCGGAGGGAGUGAAGAACGCUAUGGCGUACUACAGGGAUAUGGUGACGCGGCGGGUGCAGAUGGGGAACGAGACGUGGUAUAUCCUUCUCCAUGGGCUGAUGGCAAGGAAGCAGUUUGCGCUGGCGCAGGAGAUGGUGAAGGACAUGCAUCGCUUCAACCCCAAAAUGCCGGGAGCGCUACGCACACUGGCGAUGAAAAUAAUGCGACAGUCUGAUAGUUGA
Molecule: messenger RNA, 1467 nt
Organism: Dichomitus squalens LYAD-421 SS1
Lineage: Eukaryota; Fungi; Basidiomycota; Agaricomycetes; Polyporales; Polyporaceae
Exons: 1
Coding region: 1-1467 (488 amino acids)
Molecular function (GO): protein binding
Source: RefSeq, a predicted model, not a curated record